UCUUUUUAUACCACACUGUAACGUUUUAAAAAUGGCGACGGGAUAUUGUGAUGAUGCAUGAUGCUUGAAAAGUUAGGUUAAUAUCCGUGAAGACGAAUCACCGGGUCUUUUCCGAAUCGAGUGUUCCUUAUAAUUUAUUCGCGAAUCGUCACGUUAAAAGAAACACACCAUGGCUCAAAGCAGAUUAGAAAAAAUUGGUACGGUUUAUAGCAGGUGAGUGGUCAUCUCGUUAUUAAAGGGUAAAGCUAUGAAAGAGGAAGACAAACCGUUAUGGUUGGCAGUGUACGAGGCUUUCCCUCCGAAAUACGAACCUAGAUACAAUAGACGACUGCCAAAGAAAGAAAUCAGACCUAUCUUUUAUGAAGAGGAUUUAAUUCGAGUAAGAUUCCACAAAGAUAAAAACUUUAUACCAGCUACUAAUUUAGCAAAUGAAAAUGUAAAAUCUGCAACACAAAAUUUUCUAUCUAUGUACAAAACAACAAAAGAGCAGGAAGAAUUGUCGGAAGAUAGUGUCUAUAAAAAGGCAAUGCAACAGUAUACUUUAGAGGUAGAAACAAGAAUGUCAAAGAAAGUAGAGACUAAACCACCUAAUAUAUUUAAGUGAUUAUAAAAUGUAUUUUUUUUGUAAAUAAAGACCUUGUUAUUUAAUG
This is a messenger RNA of Formica exsecta, 650 nucleotides long. RefSeq names its product probable 28S ribosomal protein S23, mitochondrial (gene mRpS23). The transcript is spliced from 4 exons. Gene Ontology annotation, molecular function: structural constituent of ribosome. The coding region runs from base 248 to 604 and encodes 118 amino acids. The record is from RefSeq and is a predicted model, not a curated record. Gene Ontology annotation, cellular component: ribosome; mitochondrion. Lineage: Eukaryota; Metazoa; Arthropoda; Insecta; Hymenoptera; Formicidae. Gene Ontology annotation, biological process: translation.